Molecule: messenger RNA, 822 nt
Organism: Microthlaspi erraticum
Lineage: Eukaryota; Viridiplantae; Streptophyta; Magnoliopsida; Brassicales; Brassicaceae
Source: the annotation of a GenBank genome assembly
AUGGCUCAGAAACUCAGUAUUCAUGGAGCAUUGCAGCGCCCUACUAUUUCAAUCAUGUUUGGAGAUGCCACUUCUAAGUCUCCUCUUGGUGUAUUCAAGAACUAUCCUUUGAAAGUGGGAGAAUGUAUUGUCAAAACUGAUCUCACUGUCUUGGAGAUGAAAGAAGAGAAAGAUGUAGCUCUCAUCUUGGGAACUCCUUUCCUUAGUAAAGUUGGCGCCUCAAUUGAUUUUCACAAGCAAGAAGUGAUACUCCACAAGGUGAAUAGUUUGGUCUCAUACCGCUUGCAGCCUAGAGGACCUGAGUAUUGUGGUACAAUUGAAAGCAAUCCUCUAAGAUCCAAGAGUCCUGAAAUUGCUAAGGUUGCGAAGGAAAAGGUUGACAAGGAGGCAAGAGUUGUGCGAGAUAAGAAACCGAGACCUGAAAGGCCAAGAGCUGAUCGCCUUGUUCAUGUGCCUUGUGUGCUUGAUGAAGAGACCCUUCAAGCUUUGUUUGAUGAGCCACUAGGAAUGGCUCAAAAGGAAGGGGAGGAUGCAGCCUCUAAGGGACGACCAGGUGAUAAGAGGAAAGAUCCACCUGUUCAGGCCUCUUCAGUCAAGCCAUCCCAGCUUACAUCUCAGCUCACUAUGACCUUGUUCCCCACCAAGUAUGAAAAUGGGAAGAUUGAGUACAAGAUAAGGUACAAAGGGAGAUCAAGACCUUUCUCUAGAGCCAAAACCUUGGUCACUUCAGAGCAAUCCAGGGAUCCAACCAAGCUAAAGGAGCUUCUGUCUCAAGUCCUCACUAUCACCCUUGAUGGUGGGACUAGCUCAACCAAUGCCUAA